AUGGGUGUUUGUGUGACUAAAAUGGAAGCAUAUGAUCAUUUGAAAGUGGUAGGAUUUAUCAAGGGUUAUAAUAAUUGGAUAGCACAUGGAGAACUUUCAAACUACAAUGAAGCCACAUCUAAUUCUAAAAAUACAUCAAUUGGGGUUUCAAAUGGGACUAAUGACAUGCAAGACUUGGUCCAUGAUGUAUUUGGGAUACCACAUGGAACAAAUGAAUUGAAUAGAGAAGGGGACAUUCCUGUUUCAGAGGCUGAAAAAUUUUACAAAUUGAUUGAUGAUUUUCAACAGGAUUUGUACAAUGGUUGCAAAAAUUUCUCGAAGUUGUCUUUCAUUAUUCGUUUGCUUCACCUAAAAUGCCUUGGUAAGAUGAGUAACAAGAUUUUUAAUAUGAUUGUUGAGCUGUUGAGAGAAGCAUUUCCGGAGGCCAUGACUAAUUUGCCUUCUUCUUACUAUGAGGCUGAGAAAUUGACGAAUACAUUGGGAUUGGGUUAUGAAAAGAUCGAUGCAUGUCCUAAUGAUUGUUCUGUUUAUUGGGUAGUGCUGAAAAAAGAACUUCAUGUGAAACAUGUAACGAGCUUAGAAUUUGCUAAGGAUUGUCGAAAUGUUAGAUUGGGGUUGGCAUCUGACGGGUUUAAUCUAGCUGAUUCUCCAGCUUGGCAAACUUUUGACCAUCUACAUCCAAAAUUUGCUCAGGAUUGUCGAAAUCAACCGUAUUUCAUGUUGUCCUUGUUAAUACCCGGACCAUCCUCUCCUGGGAAUAAUAUUGAUGUUUAUCUACAGCCUCUAGUUAAAGAACUAACCGAAUUGUGGGAUUUUGGCAUUCAAACUUAUGAUGCAUCCCAAAAAGAAAAUUUACAACUGCAUGCGGCUCUAUUGUGGACCAUUAGUGAUUUUCCUGGAUAUACAAUGUUAUCUGGGUGGAGCACUAAAGGUGAAUAUGCUUGUCCUGUUUGUCACAAGUUCACUUAUGCACGACGGUUGACUCAUAGUUUCAAAUAUUGCUAUAUGGGUCAUCGAAGAUUCUUAGAUAGUAAAUAUAAAUUUAGAAAGCAAGUCCAAUUCUUUGAUGGCACCGAAGAAUAUGGAAAGCAACCACCUUUGCAAACUGGGGAUAUGAUUGUGAGUGAAUUGGGAGACUUGCAAAUUAAAUUUGAAAAACUUGUGAAAGGUAAUCCGAAUCUGCCUUUUAAUUGGAAAAAGAGGAAUAUUUUCUUUGACUUGCCAUAUUGGAAAGAUAAUGUCUUAAGACACAAUCUUGACUUCAUGCACAUUGAGAAAAAUGUUUGUGAAAACAUUUGGGGGACAUUGCUGGAUAUUGAGGAUAAAGCAAAGGACCAUUAUAAUUCUCGCUGUGAUUUGAGAGAAAUGGGAAUAAGAAAAGAGCUGCAUUCCAUUGAGACAGAACCUGGAAAUGUGUACUUACCUCUAUCUUUCUUUGCAAUGGAUAAAAAACAGAAAACUAUGUUUUGCAAUGUGCUAAAAAAGGUGAAAGUUUCAGAUGGUUAUGUAGCUAACGUCUCAAGAUGCGUUCGAGUAAAACCACCAAGAAUUUCAGGGCUUAAAAGUCAUGAUUAA
Messenger RNA from Coffea arabica (coffee), 1575 nucleotides. Lineage: Eukaryota; Viridiplantae; Streptophyta; Magnoliopsida; Gentianales; Rubiaceae. The record is from RefSeq and is a predicted model, not a curated record.